AUCUUUACUCUUCUCCUAGCUCCCAAAACCCCUCCAAGAAGUGAAGAAACCUUACCCAUCUGGAAAUUAAACAAACAUAUCAUCAAGAAAGAUGGAUGGGAGAAGGUCUCUGGGGGAGAGGUUAGAGCUGAGAGAAGAUCUAAUCAAGAAAGCCUGCAGUUUCUCCAUGAAAGCUCAUGACAAGUUCCCAGGGAAGCCUUAUCUGUACGAGAAGAGCCAAAGCUCAAACUAUGCGAUCUUCGCCUUUCCGGGGUUGUGGGCUGUGGGCGAUUGGUACAGCCACAAGCCCUUCGGAGAGACCAAGGUUAAUACUGCGUUGUUUCGCUUUCUCAAGAGUAUCGGCACUGACGAGGUUGCCGUGGUGAAUGCUGCGUUUUCUGCCAGAUUUGAGGAGCUCUUGGGGAAAACAUCACUCUCUUCUGAGGUGCAGAAGGCGGUAUCAGAUGGAAAGCAAAUAGUUUUUACAGGGCACUCAUCGGGUGGUUCUGUAGCCAUACUUGCAGCGAUCUGGUGCCUAGAAACGCACUUCUCCUCCAGACCGCUAACUCCACAAAGAUUCCCUUUUUGUGUAACUUUUGGUUGCCCCCUUACCGGUGAUAGGAUCUUCUCUCAUGCUCUCAGGCGAGAGGGGUGGAGCCGCUACUUCAUACAUUUUGUCACGAGACAUGACUUGGUCCCUCGUCUAAUGCUGGCCCCUAUUUCUUCCAUUGAACAAUGCCUGCAAACUUUCUUCGCUUUCAUUUCUCCAAAAUCCCGUGACUUCAAGAACGAAUCUGUUGCAGCGUUUACUGAUGUGUCAUCGGAUUUAUUCGUGACUGUCAUGAAGAACACUUGCUCAGUCACAAGCCGGGCUGCUUGUGUUCUCAUGGGAUCGACAAAUUUGUUGUUGGAGACGGUCUCUAACUUCAUCCAGCUCAGCCCUUAUAGACCCUUCGGGAGUUUCAUCUUCUGUACGGAAAAUGGACAACUGAUCCUCGUUGAAAAUCCAGAUGCUAUAUUGCAGAUAUUGUUCUUUAGUUCUCAGAUCACAUCAGAAGCAGAAGGCCCGGAGGUCGCGAAAAAGAGCUGGAAGGAACACCUUUGCUAUGAAACUGUAAUGCAGGGCUUAGAAGCGCGAAACGUGUUCGAUUUCAACAAUUUAGUAAAGCUUCCCUUGUCUUCGGAUUUAAGUCUAGACGAUGAAGCUGCUAUGCUCAACGCAGCCUCAUAUGAACUCGGCCUGAGCGCUCGAGCAAGGCUGUGCCUCCGUGCUGCUGGAGAGUGGGCCGAGCAGAAAUGGAAGAACAAGAAAAAGGUUGAUGAUAACAUGGGUAGCAUCAAAGAAGCGCUGAGCAAAAUUGCUGAGUACAAAACCAAGUGUGACGCCCGGAAAAUAGGGUACUACGAUUCCUUUAAGCUGCAGAAAACCACGGAUGACUUCAACGCUAACGUGAAGAGGUUGGAGCUAGCCGGGAUAAUGGAUGAGGUCAUUGAGAUGCUGAAAAGGUACGAGCUUCCGGAUGAGUUUGAAGCAGAGGCGAACUGGGUGAAACUAGGAACCGAGUUUCGUAGACAGGCUGAGCCUUUGGAUAUUGCUAACUACUACAGGCACUUGAAGAAUGAAGACACUGGACCUUACAUGAACAGGGCUAGGCCAAAGCGGUACCGGUUUACACAAAGAUGGUUGGAGCAUGCAGAGAGGAAGUGCGUGGGGGAGCGUUCAGAAUCCUGUUUCUGGGCCGAAGUGGAGGAGCUGAAAAAUAUACCAGUUCAAAAUAACUCGGGUGUAAUGGAGAGAAUUGGGAUCUUAGAGGAUAAAACAAAGGAAUGGUUUAGCAAUGAAUGGCUUGGCAAAGAUAUUUUCUUAGAAGAGUCCACCUUUGCCAAGUGGUGGAAAACUCUUCCUCUCAGUCACAGGCAAGGAUCUUGGAUCUCACAUCAUCUCACUGUAUAAAGAUUAUUACUCUGUCUCAAUGGUCUUUGGCAUUUCAAAGUUCUACCUUUCCAGUUUCUGUGUGAUGGGAAAAUAAUUGGCGAAUAUGCCGCCACAUUAUUGUGAUGCAA
Ipomoea nil (Japanese morning glory) is the source of this 2043-nucleotide messenger RNA. Its product is annotated as protein EDS1L. The record is from RefSeq and is a predicted model, not a curated record. Bases 92 to 1933 code for a protein of 613 amino acids. Gene Ontology annotation, biological process: lipid metabolic process; defense response. The transcript has 4 exons. Lineage: Eukaryota; Viridiplantae; Streptophyta; Magnoliopsida; Solanales; Convolvulaceae.